Molecule: messenger RNA, 1197 nt
Organism: Lolium perenne
Lineage: Eukaryota; Viridiplantae; Streptophyta; Magnoliopsida; Poales; Poaceae
Source: RefSeq, a predicted model, not a curated record
GUCAAGAAUCUCUUUCUCCCCGUGCAUCCGCCUUUGGCCUUGUUCGCCUCGUCUCUCGUCAGUUCUUUUUGCACAAAUCGACCACUACCUUUCCUUCUUCUCGAGGCCACCCGCCAGCAGAAUCGAAUUCCUUUGCAUCGCCGUCGCACUACCGCUGCCAAGAACAGCAAGCUCUCUCCGUUAAUUGUUGUUUCUGCCGACCUGUUGUUUCCAGGACCCGGCUAGAUGGCAGAUGCAAACAAGGGUUACGAUGGUUCAAUGCCCCCAGGGAAAAAGCUAAAAAUUGUGUUUGUCAUAGGAGGGCCUGGCAGUGGCAAAGGCACUCAGUGUUCCAAGAUUGUGAACCAGUUUGGGUUUACCCAUCUGAGUGCCGGAGAUCUCCUCCGCCAAGAAGCUAAAUCGAAUACCGAGCAAGGUACAAUGAUCAAGAAUCUCAUGCAUGAAGGAAAGCUUGUGUCUUCCGAGAUCAUCGUUAGGCUACUGUUGAAGGCCAUCCUUGCAAGUGGAAAUGAUAAGUUUCUUAUUGAUGGAUUUCCACGACAUGAAGAGAACCGCCAAGCGUACGAGAAAAUUGUUAACAUUGACCCUGAGUUCGUGCUAUUGAUUGAUUGCUCGAGGGAAGAGAUGGAGCGGCGAAUUCUUCAUCGAAAUCAGGGAAGAGAUGAUGACAACGUUGACACCAUUAGGAGGCGGUUUGAAGUUUUCCAGGAAUCAACAUUGCCUGUUAUUCAGCACUAUGAGAAAAUGGGGAAGCUCCGAAGGGUUGAUGGUAACAGGCAACCGGACAUGGUGUUUGAAGACGUGAAGGCCACCUUCGCGCAACUGAAUACUCAGGGUAGAAAUGUAACCAUAGCACAAACUAAUCCAUUCAAGCGUUGGUUCCUUCACCUAUGUUGUGGUUGCUUUGAUGUGCAAGAUGGGAGGAAUUGAUUUCCGGAAGAAAUGUUGAAUGACACCCUUCAGUCCUGGAUGUUGGAGCAAGAUGGUAUAAAAAAACAAGCAAUCGGUGUUCUGAUAUGCUAAUGUGUGCUAGUUCAGUUUGCUGUGAGCUCUACUAAGCCGUGUGGGUUUGAUCGUGUAAACAUUUUAGAAAAGAGAGUCCUGUCCACCUGGAGUUUGUACUAAGAUUCAAGUUUGGGUUGUGCAUGAACCCUCUUAAACCUGCAGUGACUGUCUGUGUCUGCACAUUGACACUCA